Parnassius apollo (apollo) is the source of this 474-nucleotide messenger RNA. NCBI's taxonomy places the organism in Eukaryota, Metazoa, Arthropoda, Insecta, Lepidoptera, Papilionidae. The record is from the annotation of a GenBank genome assembly.
AUGUCUUCUACUGGGAAAUGUGCUGGUUGUCAGAAUAAAAUAACUAAUCGACAGUUUAUGUGUUGUUGUUCAUGUAAACUAAAAUAUGAUUUGGACUGUGCCACGAUUAGUGAAAAAACUUUCAUUUCGUUGGACAAAGAACGUAAAGCUGUGUGGAUAUGUCAUUCAUGUAAAAAUCGUCAACCUAAGAGUGAUAACCAGAACACUCCCAUUCGCGGCAACACAAUGUACUCAGAAGGCUGUAUGGAGAAGGAGACAGAAGAAUUGGCAAGUAAUUUAAAUGUUAAAGUGCGCGCCAAGUCUAACAGGCGGGAAGUCAGCCCUCUACCAACAACUAUAGAGGAAAUCGGCGACUUGCUUGAUAAUAAAUUAUCGGAUACAUCACCAAUUUUUCGCAAAUUACGAUUGACUAUUCUGGAGGAUAUCAAAACAAUAAUAUCUCAGGAGAUUAAUUUAGCUGACGCAAGCUACUGA